Messenger RNA from Momordica charantia (bitter melon), 824 nucleotides. RefSeq names its product large ribosomal subunit protein uL11. The record is from RefSeq and is a predicted model, not a curated record. Gene Ontology annotation, cellular component: cytosolic large ribosomal subunit; ribosome. Gene Ontology annotation, biological process: translation. NCBI's taxonomy places the organism in Eukaryota, Viridiplantae, Streptophyta, Magnoliopsida, Cucurbitales, Cucurbitaceae. Gene Ontology annotation, molecular function: large ribosomal subunit rRNA binding; structural constituent of ribosome.
CGUUCGUUAAAAACCUUACGCUGCCUUCGAUCUUCGCCUCCGCUCAUCCGUCAUCUCCUCUGAACUCUGAAGUCCUUGUUCCAAACUAAAUCCGAUAUUGAAUUAUGCCGCCGAAGUUCGAUCCUUCGCAGGUUGUGGAUGUUUUCGUCCGAGUCACCGGAGGUGAGGUCGGRGCGGCGAGUUCACUCGCCCCUAAAAUCGGUCCUCUAGGUCUCUCCCCGAAGAAGAUAGGAGAAGACAUUGCCAAGGAGACGGCCAAGGAGUGGAAGGGCCUCAGGGUUACUGUCAAGCUUACUGUCCAGAACCGUCAAGCCAAGGUUUCGGUGGUUCCCUCCGCCGCUGCUCUGGUCAUCAAGGCCCUCAAGGAGCCCGAGCGCGACCGGAAGAAGACCAAGAACAUCAAGCAUAAUGGAAAUAUCUCGCUUGACGAUGUUAUUGAAAUCGCUAGGGUUAUGCGACCCAGGUCCAUGGCCAAAGACCUCGGUGGAACCGUCAAGGAGAUCCUCGGUACUUGCGUUUCUGUUGGCUGUACAGUCGACGGUAAGGACCCGAAGGAUCUACAGCAGGAAAUUACUGAUGGGGAUGUUGAAAUUCCCCAAGAUUGAGAGUGAUUUUUCGCAUUUGGAACUUACUUUGUAGUUUCAGUUUUGGAUUUUAAAUAUGUUUGUUUUUAUUAUUGUCUUCAAAUGACUAUUAUCUCCGGAUACAAGGAUUUAUUAAUGUUGGAUGCUUCAUUUUCGGGGAUGGAAGCGUUGUGGUUCCAUUUUGAACUGGAGUUCAGACUUUUUAUUUAUUCAAAUCGUUGCAUUUCCGGUCGUAUUCUU